This is a messenger RNA of Mycetomoellerius zeteki, 3891 nucleotides long. RefSeq lists its product as uncharacterized. The record is from RefSeq and is a predicted model, not a curated record. Bases 232 to 3675 code for a protein of 1147 amino acids. Lineage: Eukaryota; Metazoa; Arthropoda; Insecta; Hymenoptera; Formicidae. The transcript has 2 exons.
CGUGGUGCUCGCUUGUCAAAAAGGCUGCGGGCUGACGAACGUCAGUAUGUUGCGCGCGAUGUGUGACACGAAAAGCCAUCGUUAAAUCGCAUACGACAAGCUCCGGUUAGGCGCGACUUAAAGUGCGGUAGCGAAAAAAGCUGAAGAAACGCUUCCAGAGUAAGGAGAUCUACGUAGUGUCGGAUAAUCUGUGUGUACAAGUGCCAAGAUUGCGGUUUACGUGCGUGUAUCAUGGUUAAAUUCAAGAUGCUAUUCGUGGUGUUCUGCGUCCUGUUAAUUGGACAUCAUGUACAAGCGGUAGUCAACAAGGCGACCUCGCAAGUGACGUUAACUAAGGAAGAAGAAAAAUCCAAGGUUAAAGCUGAAGACCGAAUAAUGAAUACUUUUGAUUCUCCGUCUGACGAAUAUGGGCCACCGUUGGGAUCUGGUUUUAAAGGACCAGCGCCAGUAUAUGGGCCGCCGGAAUUAAUCGGCAAUCUUGGACCGACGCCUAUUUAUCCACCGCCACCUCCGGAAGUACCACCACCUGUAUCAUUUGAUUCUUUGGCCAUUUCUUACGGACCACCACGAAAUAUCAAGCCGCAAUAUGGACUGCCGAAACAAAGUUUCGGUUUGGCAACGUCCCUUUUUUCUAAACCUAUUUAUGGCCCGCCAAAAUUUCAUUAUGGACUGCCAAAACAACAUUUCAUGCCGCCGUUGGUUCCAUUUCCACCGUUUAGAUCACCAAAACCUCAGUACGGUCCGCCAUUGAAGCUCGUCGCUACAUCGAGUCAGCAAUAUAUACCGCCCAAGCCAGGUCACGGACCACCUAUUCCUAUACCGCUCGAGACUUACGAUCCACCACCUCCGAAAUUAGCUAUUCAGUUUAAUCCUCUGCCCAAUGACGAGUACGGACCACCGCCGCCUCCCGUAUCUGUGCCGCAACCGCAGUACGGUUCACCAGCUAGUGAUUUAUACGGACCUCCACCGCCAGCACCUCCACCAGGAGUUCCAGCACCACCCACACCCCCUGACAUAAAGUACGAUGGAUGGCAGCCCAUCGCAGGAUCGGCUACCACCCCUAAUCAAAGUGGUCUUCUGACAGAUACAUAUGGCCCUCCUCUCGAGGCGAAGCAUAAUCAUGCUGAAAGUUCGUCGGGAUCGCAAUUGUCUCAUGCUUCAUUGAGCGCCUCAAUGAAUGCGAAUGUGCCCAGCGAUUCUUACGGUGUGCCAUUACAAAAUCCCGAAGAUCAAAAUCUAAAGACAUCUGUGCACGAGUCCUCGGCUUCCUCAGAGAGUAACGGAUUACCGCCGCCGCCGUUGCCACAAAACGAACCCCUGCACAACAAUCAAGGUCCGGGUGUCAUUACUACAACCAGUCAAUCCGAUCAUCAAUUUGGUCGACAACAAUUAAACUUGCAGUACGGAGCGCCGAAUGUCGAACCUUUGUCCAUUGUAAAGACAGUAGGAUUUGAAUUGUUGCCUACAACUGGCGCUUUGAAUACGGACCUCUUAGGUUUAUCAUUAUCAGGUGGUACUUCUGAUAUCUCAUCGUUUAAUCACAUCUCGAAUUCGGUCAAUACCAAUUCUGCGCCACUUCAUUCGGGGUUAGAAUUAACAGCAAACAGUGGCGGAUUCCAUGCUGAUGCUCUAAGCAGUGGCGGAGAUUUUCACGGAUUUCGAAAUAUAGGGAACGAUCUAUCCUUGCAGCAACUUCCGCAGCAGACGCCAUCAAAUGAUUAUGGCCCGCCUUUAACAUCUGCCACUUUUGGAAAGCCUGAUGAUAUAUCAAGAGUACCUUUGCUUUCUCCUCCACCUUUAAAUUCUUAUAGUGCACCACCUCUAUCUUCUUACUCGCCUAAUGGUCUUUACCCUGUGGCGCAUGGAGGACGAGGUUCAUUGUUUUCAUCAUUUGGAAUAUUUGGAGGCUCUUUCCAUAAGCCGAGCUUGCAUUCUCAUCGACUUCAUGGUCCAUUCAGGCCACCGCCAAUUCCUGUUGGUUCUUUGAUACCACCACGAAAUCGAGAACCGAUUAAAUUCAGAGAACCAAUACCAACGGGAUUAUUGUCAAAUAUUAAUCGAUAUUUGCCACCACCUGCAAAGCAGCAAUUACCAAAUCUUCAUGUGCCAGUAUCUUUCCGCCACACAUCGGGACCGAGCAAUUUAUUUUCAAGCUCUUUUGGAUCGUCUGGUUCAUUUAAUGUACACAAUUUAAAUUCACCAAUUGCUGCGCCUCAUGUUCAAUACGGAACUCCAUUAUCUUUCAACGAUUUUAAUACACCAGCACCACACUUAACUUAUGGAGCACCUAAUUUUGGCCCAUCGACUUCUUUUGUUUCAACAUCUUCCGGAUUUGGUAGUAACCUCUACAACGGAAUUAGUAAUACGCUGACAACGUACGGCACACCUGUAGUAAACGCGCCAUUAUCAAUCGGUGGCAGUUACGACUGCAAUUCCUUGCAGCCACUCUUGCCCGUGAACGGGGCGUAUUCAAGUAGAGGACCGUCCGCAACCGGAGAGCUACCUUUAAGCGGUAGUUUACCUUCAGGCGGAGAAUUGCAUUCCAGCGGAGAGCUACACUCGAGUGGAGGCUUAUCUUCAGGUGGUGGAGCGCUCUCGAGCGAGGGACUAUCAUUAGGUGGCGAAUUACCCGCGCAUUCUAGCGGUAAGCUACAACUUGGUUUUGAAAAUACCGGAGCUCCCGUUGGAAAUGUGGACAGUCACAAUCCAGUUUUUACGGGAAAUGAUUUAUCCGACGUCAACAAUCAAAAUUCCAUUUUUGCAGAUAAUAUACUGCCACAUCCAAAACCACUUGAUAAUUUUCUGGGGGGGCCUCCAGUGAGCACGCUGGAUUUAGAAAAUAAUGAACAGCCGAAGAUUAAUUUAAAAGACAGCUAUGGUAAUCCUAUAGGACUAACUUACGAUUCGUCCAACGAAGCGAGUGAUACCAGAGCUGUUCAAACAUCUAUCGCAGAUGUUUCGAAUGAGCUUUCCACGCAUUUGCCUAGUCAGUCUCGUAACACCUACUCCGCAACAGCGUUGUUCGAACAUGGUUCAGGACUUUCAGCUGAAGCGUUGGUAGCACGUUUGACCGCGCAAAGCUUUGACCAAGAAAAAAAUAUCGGAUCGAAUGAGGUGGACGCUAGUCAAUUUCUGAAAACAAGCGAGGGUAGUGAGGCAUUGUCUCUUGCCCAAAAAUUGACAGCUGACAAUGCCGACGGAUUUGAGAUUCACGGUUCAAAAGGUACUUAUAAACUACAAAUACAACCAGCGGAUGGAGGAUUGGGCACUGAGAACUCGGAUGGCAGCAUCAGACACGAUCAGGUGUUAUCUAAUGGUCUUCUUCAGGACAUACUAGCUGCCAUAGAGCAGCCUAUAGAGGAAAAUAGCGCUACACAAUUUCAAGGUUUACCUCAGGCUCAACAAUUAAAUAAAGUUUAUGGUCCUGAUUUGUCACAAGAAACUGGUGUUACUAAUCACUUUACCACCGUAGAUAGUCAAGCGCAAAACAACGGACUACAAGAUCGAAGCGAAAAAGUUAGCGAUAGGGAUAAAGAUAGGAAAGAUUCGUCAGUGGCUUUAUUUUUUGAUACUAAAUACGGACAAGUGAAAAAAGAGAUUAGGUCGGUGUCGAAAAAUGAGACACAAGUCAUGAGGGAAAACAAGCAGAGCAACAAUAAAACAAAAUCCUCGUAAAUUAAUUCAUAAGUGUGUGCCUUUGUAAAAAUAUUUUAUAGUAUUCUUAAUAUUGCCUCACAAUCGCCCUGAUUUUCUGCAGAGAUUUGUCGAUUUCCACUUCCGACGAGCGAAAACAGAUACCGCUGCUAACGUGAUGCCAUUUACUUUCUUUGCUUGUAAGUGAUCAUCAAAAUCUAUCAGUAAAAUAUCGAUCUUUUAUUAAAAUUGUGUAUC